AUGGUGGAUGACACCUGCGUUGUCAAGAAAUUUAUCCGCGUGGUGCCUCCUUGUUUCACCCAGGUGGUUGUCUCCAUCGAGAUGUUCUGUGAUCUAAAGAAGAUGACGGUGGAGGAGCUGGUGGGGCACCUACGUGCGGCGGAGGACCAACUCGAUGACAAGGUCGAGCAGAUCGUCGACAAAACAGGGCAUCUCCUACUCACCGAAGAGGACUGGCUUGAGAAACACAAGCAUCGUUUCCAAGCUGGUUCCAAGGAGGGAGGCGGUGGUGCUGGUGGAAGCCAUUCGAAGGGCAAGACGGUGGCGCGCUCAGAUGGCGGCGGCUCAGGAGCAAUCAAACUGACCUCCAAGGGCACGCCAAGGCGAAAGGGGCACUAUCGUAACUGUGGCAUAUACGGCCACUGGGUGCGGGAUUUUUGCUUACUUGCACAGUCUGAUGAUGAGUCAUGGCGAUGGCAUGCUAGAUUUGGGCAUCUGAAUUUUAGAGCUUUGCAUGAUCUCGGUGCCAAGAACAUGGUAGAAGGUAUGCCAACUGUUAAAAGAGUGGAGAAAGUUUGUGAUGGGUGUGCUCUUGGGAAACAGCAUAGAACACCUUUUCCACAAGUGUCAAGUUAUAGAACAAAGAAGGGAUUAGAACUUGUGCAUGCAGACUUGUGUGGGCAUAUUACUCCUAAGACUCUAGGGGGUUCCUCAUACUUCUUGCUGGUGGUGGAUGAUCACAACAGAUAUAUGUGGGUGGAAAUGCUCAAGACAAAAGAUCAGGCUCUAGAUUGUUUCAAGAAAAUCAAACUAAGGGCUGAAAUGGAAUCUGGUGGCAAGUUGAAGGCCCUGAGAACAUAUAGAGGGGGAGAGUUUACUUCUAAUCCUUUCUCAAUUUUCUAUAGUGAAGGUGGGAUUAAGCACUACACCACCACCCCUUAUUCUCCCCAGCAGAAUGGAGUGGUAGAAUGUUGA
Miscanthus lutarioriparius is the source of this 954-nucleotide messenger RNA. The record is from the annotation of a GenBank genome assembly. Lineage: Eukaryota; Viridiplantae; Streptophyta; Magnoliopsida; Poales; Poaceae.